GCCAACAUGAAAGCUGCAACAACUCUGCACAUAUUUUCUCUUCUUUUCACUAAAGUUGCUGUGAAGAUUUACUGAAUGAUGAAGCUGAAUUGGAUUGAACUUUUAAUUCUAUGUUUAAUCUUUUCUGCAGCUGAAUGUGGUUUUCACUCUCUACAAUUUUUGUCGUCUGGACUGGUAAAGUCUACAGGUCGACCUGUUUUUGAGCAGCUGCUGUUAUUUGAUGGAGUUGAAAUCUCAUACUGUGACAGCAGAACCAGACAAGAACAACUCAAACCCACACUGCAAACAAAACACUUACCUGAGACGUGUGACGAGGCACGAGCUGAUAUCCUUGCAUUUCUGUAUGAGACCACUCCAUUUAUCAACAGGACAGUCGGUGUUGUGCAGCGGCGGCGUGGCUGCAUCCAAUCAGAUGAUGGGAGCGUUUCUGCUUUUGAAGCCUGGGCAGUAAAUGGGAUGGACUUCCUGACCUUUGACCCUGAGUCUCAGAAGUGGACGUCUCAAUCACCGUCUUCAGAAACAGUUCGACAUCUCUGGAACAAAGACAAAGAGAGGAAUUUUGCCUUUCGACAUUUCAUCAGACAUCUGUGUCCAGAAAUGAUCCAGAAAAUUACUUUGAGAUCAGUCAAUAAAAACACAGAACUGCGUGUGUUCGGUAAACCCACUGCGUACACCAACCAGGCGCUGCUGAGGUGUCAUGUGACCACCACUGACAAAUCAGCAGGUUCAGUUCAUCUGGUCGGAGACGCAGCUCCUCAGGCCAUUUGGACCUCAGUGACCGGUCCGGUACCAUCUGGAGAUGGAUGUGUGAUCCUCAGACUGACAGCUCGGAUCUAUACACAAAAACCCAACACCUACGGAUGUACAGUACAAACAGGAAGUCACAACAGGACCGUCUACUGGGAUGGAAAAACACUUGAUGGAACUGAUCUGGCAAACAAGUUCAACAGUAACUGGAAAGUUCUGUCUCUGUUAAUAGGACUUGGAUUCACAAUUAUUGCGAGCACCAUACUAUUCUAUGGAAUCAUAGUUCUCAGAAAAUGUGACAAGAAGAUCCCUGUGCCUAAAAAACUGGAUUCACUGAUGAUGAGACUCAUUGAAAACUCUUCCUCUCCAGAGUUGAAGAUCAUUGCUCUUUCAUUCGUAUUUGGUUCAAAUAUUCCAGAAAAAUAUAAAGAGUCCCUGGAAGAGUGGGCCAAGAGGAUGAAGGAAAAAGAUCUGAACUACUAUGAUCCUGAUUACUUUGCUGGCAAUAGUAAUGUCAGUGAAAUUUAAGUAAAAUUUAAAUGAUGAAAACUCAAAGGUCUCAUAUUUAAAUGUCAAACAGAGAACACUUCUGUUCUCUGAAGUGGAUUUACUGUCUGUAAUGACAUACAAGUCAAGGUAUGUUUACAUAUUACUGAUUUCUUUUUUAAUUUGCAUAUUCCAUACCAUGUAACUGGGAUUGUAAGGUUAUAGAUUAACAACUACAGAUCAGUAACUGGACAGUGAACCUGUGAAAACUGUAAAGACAGAACAGACCAUUUGUUUGAAAACUGACUAAAGAUAAAGAACACUUCUUUUCUUUAUGGAGACAAACACUUACAGCCUGUUACUGACCUCCUCCUA
Messenger RNA from Sphaeramia orbicularis (orbiculate cardinalfish), 1608 nucleotides. RefSeq names its product major histocompatibility complex class I-related gene protein-like. The transcript is spliced from 6 exons. Gene Ontology annotation, cellular component: external side of plasma membrane. Gene Ontology annotation, biological process: immune response. The record is from RefSeq and is a predicted model, not a curated record. NCBI's taxonomy places the organism in Eukaryota, Metazoa, Chordata, Actinopteri, Kurtiformes, Apogonidae. Bases 76 to 1275 code for a protein of 399 amino acids.